Messenger RNA from Mizuhopecten yessoensis (Yesso scallop), 2692 nucleotides. Its product is annotated as toll-like receptor 4. The transcript is spliced from 2 exons. The record is from RefSeq and is a predicted model, not a curated record. Gene Ontology annotation, biological process: inflammatory response; toll-like receptor signaling pathway; immune response. Gene Ontology annotation, cellular component: membrane. Gene Ontology annotation, molecular function: protein binding; transmembrane signaling receptor activity. Bases 69 to 2561 code for a protein of 830 amino acids. NCBI's taxonomy places the organism in Eukaryota, Metazoa, Mollusca, Bivalvia, Pectinida, Pectinidae.
CACACCUUCGUUAAGACUAACAUCGAUAAGUUCCGGGACUUUUUACACUACACAUGGUUGGUGCUGCAAUGUCGGACCAUACACGGAUGCUGCAGUUGUGCUUCUUCGUGAGCAUUGUGUUGAGUAAUGGUUCUUUGAUCAAAGCUAAUAACUGUUCGUUCAAGUUGGAACAGCACAAGUGUAUUGUUGACUGUGCGUCCCUAGGAUGGACCCGCGUACCGAGGAUUACAACAUGCCUGGUAACCUAUUUAGCAUUGACAAAUAACUACAUUACGCGACUAUCCACUGGUACAUUUGUAUUUUUUCAACAUCUUCUGACGCUGCUCCUGAACCAAAAUCGAAUAUCUACAAUAGAGAAAGGUGCGUUCUCUGGUCUGUCGAAGUUACGAAGAUUACAUCUGCAAGGAAACCAAAUACAUUUGUCCUCGCCAAAUUUCCCAGCGAAUCUUUUUCAAGAUUUGGUGUCGCUAGUCUACUUGAAUAUCGGUCACAACCCAUUCAAUAAGAACGAUAGCAUUUACCCUUCUAAAGCACUGUCGCGGAUUACUAAUUUACAAGAACUGACAAUGGAUUUGUAUCAGACACCAGUGUUUGGUAACGAAUUUGCUCGUCUUAAUCACCUUAGAGCCAUGUAUUUUACAUCAUGUCUGCUGAUGAAUUUAACCAACCUGACGUUUGUGAAUUUUAAAACAAAUCCAAUACAGGUAUUAUCUCUUAGAGAAUGUUCCGCUAUACUCCUGGUUGAGACUGGAUUUCUAAUUCCAUUCAGUCAUUUGCGAGUGCUGGAUCUUUCCGGAAGCCGCCUCCGCCUACAGAAAGCAUUGUCCUCUCUAUACCCUUUACAGAAUAAAACCAUGGACGCCAUCAACAUGUACAAUGUUGAACACAUCUCAUACGGGGACGUCCCAUUUACUCACCCCGUACUGGACAAUGAAUCAAUGCGUUAUCUAAAGGAAAUAUGUGUGAAAUAUUUUAAUAUAGGACACAACAAGAUAUCUGGGAUAUCAAUGGAAGCUGUAAUGCAGUGGAAACACAUUGAGUGUCUGACGGCGCUGAUUUUAAAGGAAAACUUCAUUGCUUUAAAUGGAGCUAGGACACACCAAGAAACUUUGAUUUUUAUUUGGAAAUCAACAAAUCUGCAAACUUUAGAUUUUUCGUAUGAUUAUGGGGUAUUUCCAAAGGACAACGCUAGGAAGGACAUCCAUAUUGAAGGAUUAUGGACGGGUGGACGUGUGAAUAACAGCUCGUGUAAGAUACAAACAGACACAAAUCGGACAGAAAUUACAAAAUCAUCAACUAGCAGUACAUACGAUAUACACAAUGCGUGCCGUCAGGAGGUUGUUAUACCCUUCCCAAAGACUUUGCAUACUAUUCGCUUUGAUCAUAUAAUGGCUAAUGAAUUACACUUUUACGGUAACAGAACAUUCAAAGUUGUCGGUGGGCAAAUAGAAGUGUUUGAUAUCUCUUACAUGCCCCUGGAGGGCUUUGACAUUGAUAUGGAACUGGAUUUCAAGAAGAUCGACUUCGUAAACUUAUCUGGGUUAGAUAUGAGAAAACUUAAUUCAGUCUUUAUCAAGGUAUUUUCUGGGACAAAUACAUUACAAAUGCGAGACAUCAAUCUGGACAAGGUUUUAAACAGCCACGUGAGACUUAUAGACCUGUCAUUUAACCGGCUGGUUGGUUUAAACCAGAGCGUGAUGGACUGGUUAGACAAUAUACAACAUGGCCACGGCAAUAUGUCGAUCUUCUUAGAAGGAAACAUACUUCAGUGCAGCUGUCUGACGCGAGAUUUUGUAAUGUGGCUAUCAAAAACUUCAGUUACUUUGGAUCACCAUGGUGACUACCGCUGCUUUCUGGAGAAUGGGCAAGUGUCAAAUACUUCUACUGUCCUUCGCGAUUACAGUGUACAUUUCGAGAAAUGCGUCAGUAAGUUUUGGAUAGAGUUCUCUAUCAGCGCGAUGUCGGUGUUGCUCCUCGUCGUUAUCACAGGGAUCGUAGUAUACCGCUAUCGAUGGAGGAUCAGGUACUGGUGCUACAGAACGUGCAGCAAGGCAAGCGUCCGGGCUGCUAUGGCCGACCAUUUACGAGAGGUUUGUACAUUUGACGCUUUCGUUGCCUACUCCGGCGAAGAUUACCGCUGGGUGUUUGACGUUCUGAGAACAAGACUGGAGACAGAACGAGGAGUAAAACUUUAUCUUCAUGACAGAGAUUUUAAGAUAGGCACGCCAAUCGGUCAAAACAUUGUCGACCGUAUGCGUGAAAGUAUGACGAUCAUUUUCAACAUUUCCCCGGGUUAUUUACAGGCCACGUGGUGCGAGUUCGAAUUACAAAUGGCCGCCAUGGAUAUUUUUGAGAGGGGAGAACCGGAAAUGCUUAUCGUCAUAUUUCACGAGGAAGCAGAUCCAAGGGAUAUGCCACGCGCACUUCGUGAUAUAUGGGAUAAAAUUACCUGCAUUGAGGUACCAAAUCGACGGGACUUUGCGGACGAUAACCUGUUCAUAGAGGCCGAGGAUUUGUUCUGGGAACGACUUCACAGUGGUAUCAUUAACGCUUCUUUAUAGAAUAUAAACCAAUUACACUCUAUAUAUUAAACAUAGCUAGUAAUGUGUUAUUGGGACAUAUUAUUUUAAACUUGUUUAAGACAAUCCAAUACAAAAUUAUAAAACAAGAAUAAUUUCAAAUAUUUCUAUGA